Trichoplax adhaerens is the source of this 468-nucleotide messenger RNA. RefSeq lists its product as uncharacterized. The coding region runs from base 1 to 468 and encodes 155 amino acids. The transcript is spliced from 2 exons. The record is from RefSeq and is a predicted model, not a curated record. Lineage: Eukaryota; Metazoa; Placozoa; Uniplacotomia; Trichoplacea; Trichoplacidae.
AUGAAUAUUUUAAGAAAAUCUAAACCUGGCAUUAGCUAUUCCCAGAUUGCUAAUUCACAAGAAAAUCCCUCAGAUUCUGAUAGAGCACAAAGGAAAAAGAAGAAGCUGCAUUUCCAUCGACCAAAAUUGAGAUCGAAUUCGUCCAACGAACAACUUGCACCUAAUGAUACGUAUCAAGCAAGACCAAGAUCGAAUUCGUUCGAUCCAGAAAGGGCUAGAUCAGCUUCAUUUGCAGAAGUUCAAGCUAGACUACAGUCGCUUAAGACGAAACAUGUUCCUAAAACUAUGGAUCAAAUAGCAGAGAGAGGAGAAAAUAUACAAAAAGUCCAAAUGCAGGCGGAAAAAUUAAGUGAGGGUGCAUCUAUUUUUCAGAAAAAUACUAAACAAAUAAGUAAUAAGGCGUGGUGGAAUAAAGUUUGCAGUUGUUGUUUAUGUGUUUUCAUGAGACUAUGUUCAAAUGCUGUUUAA